GGCCACCCCUCGACAAGACUAAACCGUUCAAAUAACUCCUCAGAAGAUCGUGAUACACCGCCCGAACCCAACUCAGCACCACCACAACCUGCCAAGGCACCACGUUUCGAGGCCUAUAUGAUGACGGGUGAUUUGAUAUUGAAUCUCUCGCGCACUCCCCAAAGUAGCAAUGUCUUGACUGUGCAAGCCAAAAAGGUUGAUUCGUUGCGGGACUCGCCAAAUCGUGUGGGACUGGCAAGGGCCAAUGGCGCCUUGGCGCCCAAGGCUUCGGGUGAAUCAUCACCCACCUCAUCGUCAUCCCAGGAAUCGCCCACACAUGCCAGUCACACCACAACCGAUUCCAAGAAUUUACAGAAUAGAGAAAAGUCCCGUUUCCAUAAGAAACAAGCGCUGGCGCAACAUCUUCAAAACUAUCAGCCACAACCACCACACCACCCCGAUAGUAUGGAUACAACCUACAAUAAUCGCCAGGACUCGCUGACCAAUGAUACACUGCUGCUGUGUGAGGAAUUGGAAAAGGAUGAUGAGGGCGAGGGUGGUGGCGGUGAUGGGGCCAAACAUCAGCAGCAGCAUCGUCAUCAACGUUAUGUCCAACAACAAAAUAAACACAAACGCCACCACCAACAACAGCAGCAGCAGGGUAAUCGACAAAAACAAAAAACCUAUGAAUACUAUCAGAACGAAGACGAUGCGGAGGAGGAGGAUGACGAUGAAAAUCCCGAUGAAGAUGAAGACUACGAUGAUGGCAAUUAUCCCGGUGAAGGCGCGGAAGACGAUGAGGAGGAGGAUGAUGAAAUGGACGAUGAGGAGGAUCAAACCAAUUACGAUAUUACCAAUUUGGAAACCUAUAACAGUGGUAUGGGAGGGCGUGGUGGCAGUAUCCAGGCCGAUGAUGAGGCUAGUGAUAGACAAUGUCUAAUGCAAGAAGAUGAGGAUGACGAAGACGACGUUGAUGGUGAGAAUCUACCCGAAGAUCCCAACUCCUUGGGCAGCUCUGCGGCGGCGGUGGCCGCCACCACAACAAAACAAAAACUAAAAGCUUUAAAACAAAAGGCUGCCUUGCGUUACAAAUUGCGGUCCGAGGACAAUGUGGAUUGUUCGCGUAAUUUGCGUAGCUCAGCAUCUUCAUCAUCAUCUGCCACAAUGGGCGGCGGUGGGGCAAAUGCCGGUGGUGGCGGUGGCAAUAAUACAUCACAGGAUGAAACCUCAUUCUCGGUACCCACAUCACCCAUCUCCUUGUCCACACCGCUGAUAGACAAGGAAACGGCCAAUUCCGUGCCAACCAGCCCUGAGCCAUCAAAUAUGGGGGCUGGAGGUCCUGGCGGUUCCGGCGGCGUCGCCGUUGAUACCAGCGGUGUGGUGCGACGCCACCAUCAUCACCAUCACCACCACAAUGGACAAAUUGUGCGCAAAUGUGAUUCGGCCGGUUUUCGAACCAGCAAAUCGGAAGAUCAUCUACAGCAAAUACAACGUGAAGGUAUGGCUGCUGUUAUACCCAUUGAUAUUGAUGAAGAUGUAAAUAGUUCUUUGAAUACACUAUUAGAUACACGGCAAGAUUCGGAAGAUUCUCAGAAUUCCGAUCGUGAUCGUAUUGUCUGGACAUAUAAUGCCCCACUACAGCCACAUCAAAUAGCAGCUUUGCAACAGCAGCAGCAGCAACAACAACAGCAGUAUUCAACACAUUACAAUAGCAGCAACAAUCAUUCGCAUUCCCAUCAUUCACAUUCACACUCCAGUUCGAUGAGUUCAUCGCCACAACAUUCAGCCGGUAGUCCUGCCUCACCCACAUCGGUAUCUAGUUCGGUUAUGUCAUCGUCGGGCGGUUCAAAGGGUGCCUUUGGCCUAAGCGGUAAUAAUAAUGGUCUAAUGCAAUAUGGUGGUCAACAACAACAACAACAUGUUGUUGUAACCAACGGUAGUAGUAUGAAUUCAACAACUAAUACAACAACAAUGGGUUUAUUGUACUACCCCAAUGGCAGCGGUGGGGGUGGUGGUAGUAGCAAUAAUACUAAUAACACUCUUGGUGGAGGUGGCGGCGGAGGAGACCUUAGUGUCUCCGAGGCCAUAUCAAAUAUUUCUAGCCCUGACUAUCAGGAUGAUGAUAAUUUACUCAGUUCUCGCGAUCUUUUAGGCGGUAUGAUACUUAGCGAUCCCAGUGAUUCGGACUCCACCAUUUUGGUUUCGGAUGCUGCUGUGCAGCGUCAACAGCACCAACAACAACACCGGCAACAGCAAAAAUCAUCAUCCUCUGAACACAAGGUUGUCAUAAAGGUGCGUGGCGCCGACAAUGGCAACACUGUCAAUAACAACAACAAUGGUGAUUCCGAAGAUGAACUUGCCACCCUUACCGAAGAACCUCUGCAACAGCAAGGUUCAACAUCGGCGGGCAUAAAUAAUAAUUGUGGCGGCUCGGCUGAUGGUCGUGACUCCUCACCACCUGUCUCCGAUGAUGGCAGUGAUGUUGAAUCUCUACACUCCUAUCACUAUUCACCCAAGGCUGUUGAUAUGCCAUCGGCCAUACGUUUGGCAAAAAGACUGUAUACUCUUGAUGGUUUCAAGAAAAGUGAUGUAUCACGUCAUUUAAGUAAAAACAAUGAUUUUAAUCGCGCUGUGGCCGAUGAAUAUUUGAAAUAUUUUAAUUUUGAAAAAAAGACUUUGGAUCAGUCGUUGCGUGAAUUUCUACAACAAUUCGCCUUAUCGGGUGAAACCCAAGAACGUGAACGUGUAUUGGUACAUUUUUCGAAACGUUAUUUAGAUUGUAAUCCUGGUACAUUUAAUUCACAAGAUGCCGUUCAUACCUUAACCUGUGCUAUUAUGUUACUAAAUACCGAUUUACAUGGCCAAAAUAUUGGUCGUAAAAUGACAUGCAGUGAAUUCAUUGAAAAUCUGGCCGAACUCAACGAUGGUGACAAUUUUCCCAAAGAUAUACUCAAAUGUUUAUAUCAGGCCAUUAAAACACAGCCAUUGGAGUGGGCCUUGGAUGAUGAUGCCAAUGAUUUGGCCAAACAACAGUCUGAUAAUAAAAAUAGUAUACAAUCGACAGCGCAUUUAGGACAAAAUCCAUUCUUGGAUUUACCCGAAACCACAAAUGCCGUGGAAUAUAAAAAGGGUUAUGUCAUGAGGAAGAGUUGUUAUGAUGCAAAUUUCAAAAAGACUCCUUUUGGCAAACGAUCAUGGAAAAUGUUCUAUUGUACACUGCGGGAUUUGGUGUUAUUUUUGCACAAGGAUGAACAUGGUUUUCGCAAGAGUCAAAUGUCUGAUAACCUUCAUAAUGCCAUACGCAUCCAUCAUGCCCUGGCAACCAAGGCCACAGAUUAUACUAAAAAACAACAUGUCUUUCGUUUACAAACUGCCGAUCAAGCAGAAUAUCUAUUCCAAACUAGCGAUUCCAAGGAAUUGCAAUCCUGGGUGGAGACUAUCAAUUUUGUAUGUGCCGCCUAUUCAGCACCUCCUUUAGAAGGAGGUGUGGGUAGUCAAAAACGUUUCCAAAGACCACUGCUACCUAGUUCGCAUACUAAAUUGUUACUGAAAGAACAAUUAGAGUCACAUGAACAGCAAUUAGCAAAAAUUGAAAACACAUUGAUGGAACAUAAAAAGGGUCCCAUACCAACAAAAGGCUUAGCUUUACAAAAUUACAAAGAAAAAGAAGCAUUUUUACAAUAUGAGUUACGUCGCUAUAAGGCGUAUGUGUCAAUUUUAACAGCUAAAAUAUUAGCUGACCAACAACAACAAUUCGAAUUACAACAAUCGAAUCAAUUAAACGAAGAAGAUUCGGAUAAGUUUUUUAAAAUACAAACUGCAACAGCUCCUAUACGUUUACAACCGAUGACAUCCUCCACACCACCAGCAGCAGCACCAAAUAGUAUUAAUGCUAAUGAUGAACAGCAGCAACAACAACAAGAACCGCAAUCUGGAAACAGCAGGUACAGUACAAAUAAUCGUGCUGCCAUUUAUCGUACAGAUCAACAGCAAGAUCUUGGCUGACGUGUAAUGGGAGUUUUCUCAGCUUGUGUGGUCUAAAUGUGUGUG
Messenger RNA from Musca vetustissima, 4029 nucleotides. Its product is annotated as PH and SEC7 domain-containing protein-like. Gene Ontology annotation, molecular function: protein binding; phospholipid binding; guanyl-nucleotide exchange factor activity. Gene Ontology annotation, biological process: regulation of ARF protein signal transduction. The transcript is spliced from 10 exons. NCBI's taxonomy places the organism in Eukaryota, Metazoa, Arthropoda, Insecta, Diptera, Muscidae. The coding region runs from base 118 to 3984 and encodes 1288 amino acids. The record is from RefSeq and is a predicted model, not a curated record.